Peromyscus californicus insignis is the source of this 6154-nucleotide messenger RNA. RefSeq names its product S-adenosyl-L-methionine-dependent tRNA 4-demethylwyosine synthase TYW1. The transcript has 17 exons. Gene Ontology annotation, molecular function: catalytic activity; FMN binding; 4 iron, 4 sulfur cluster binding. Bases 129 to 2228 code for a protein of 699 amino acids. Gene Ontology annotation, biological process: wybutosine biosynthetic process. The record is from RefSeq and is a predicted model, not a curated record. Lineage: Eukaryota; Metazoa; Chordata; Mammalia; Rodentia; Cricetidae.
UCUGUGGCCAAUGCGGGCGGGCUUGCCGACGGCAUGGCUUCCCUGGUUCUGUGAGCCCGGUCCUUCUGCUCGCAGGCCGGCGCUGUCUGCGUUUGCUGGCGACCUGCGGGGCUUGGGCUCCGCGGAGGAUGGGUCCUCCUCUGGAUGUGUGGGACUUUUCUUCACCUUUGCUGUUGCUGUGGGUGAACAGGUUCUACAUCUAUCUGGGCUGUGCUCUGGGAGUCACUCUUUGGAUCUGUGUCCAGGUUGUCAUCAAGAAGCAGGUCACUCGCUCCCAGCAGAAAAGUGUCCCUGGAGCUACCGGCAGCUCCCUCUCCCUUCAGAAGAAGGAGUCACACGUGUCUGGAGUGAAGAUUUUCUACGGAUCACAGACCGGCACUGCCAAGGGAUUUGCAGUGACUCUUGCCAAAGCAGUCACCUCUCUGGACCUGCCUGUGGCCGUUAUUAAUUUGAAGGAAUAUGAUCCAGACGACAGUCUGAUAGGAGAGAUCACUAGUAAAAAUGUCUGUGCCUUCCUGCUCGCUACAUACACGGACGGCCGCCCUACUGAGAGUGCGGAGUGGUUCUGCAAGUGGCUGGAGGAAGCGGCUAAUGAUUUCCGCUUUGGCAAAACUUACCUCAAAGGUCUGAGGUAUGCAGUGUUUGGCUUGGGAGACUCUGCCUACCGGAGCCACUUCAACAAGGUCAGCACGAAUGUUGACAAAUGGCUCUGGAUGCUCGGUGCCCAGCGGGUGCUCACCCGAGGGGAGGGAGAUCGCAAUGCAGUUCAGAGCAAACAUGGCAGCAUCGAGGCCGACUUCACAGCCUGGAAGACCAAGUUCAUCUCCCGGCUGCAGGCCCUGCAGAGGGGGGAGAAGAAGAAGACCUGUAGUGGGGACUGCAAGAGGGGGAAGUGUGAGUCCACCCAGCCUGGCUCAGGAGAGUCGCGCCCUCACCUGCAGGGCGAAUUGUACCCCAGGGAUGCGGAGGAGGAAGAGCCCUGUGAGAGCAGCAGUGAGGAGGAGUCGGGGACCCAGGAUUAUCAGAGCCUGAAUUCCGUGGUGGAUGUCGAGGACCUGGGCAACAUCAUGAACCCCAUGAAGAAGGAAAAGAGAGAAAAGGCUCCACAGGAGGAGAGAGGUGGCGUGAAGAGGAACCCAGAGGGGAGCAAAGCCAGCGAAGGAAGAGCUAUGAUCACACCUGCUCUCCGCGAGGCCCUGACUAAGCAAGGGUACCAGUUGAUUGGCAGCCACUCCGGUGUGAAGCUUUGCAGAUGGACAAAGUCAAUGCUGCGGGGGAGAGGAGGUUGCUACAAACACACAUUCUACGGCAUCGAGAGCCAUCGCUGCAUGGAAGCCACCCCGAGCUUGGCGUGUGCAAAUAAAUGUGUCUUCUGUUGGCGGCACCACACCAAUCCUGUGGGCACUGAAUGGCGGUGGAAGAUGGACCAGCCAGAACUGAUCUUGAAGGAAGCCAUUGAGAACCAUCAGAACAUGAUUAAACAGUUCAAAGGUGUGCCAGGGCUCAAGGCAGAGCGAUUCGAAGAGGGGAUGGAGGUCAAGCACUGUGCACUGUCGCUCGUGGGAGAGCCCAUAAUGUACCCAGAGAUCAACCGGCUUUUGAAGCUGCUCCACCAGCAUGGCAUCUCCAGCUUCCUUGUUACCAACGCACAGUUCCCCGAGGAAAUCAGGAACCUCACGCCAGUUACUCAGCUGUACGUGAGCGUGGAUGCUAGCACCAAAGACAGCCUGAAGAAGAUUGACCGCCCACUCUUCAAAGAUUUCUGGCAGCGGUUCCUAGACAGUUUGAAAGCCUUAGCCGCAAAGCAACAGCGAACAGUCUACAGACUGACACUUGUGAAGUGCUGGAACGUGGAUGAACUCCGGGCCUAUGCUGAGCUGGUGUCCUUGGGGAACCCCGACUUCAUCGAGGUCAAGGGCGUGACCUACUGUGGCGAGAGCGCAGCCAGCAGUCUCACCAUGGCCAACGUGCCCUGGCACGAGGAAGUGGUCCGCUUUGUCCAGGAGCUGGUGGAUCUGCUUCCCGACUAUGAGAUUGCAUGUGAACACGAGCACUCCAACUGCCUCCUGAUCGGACACAAAAAGAAAGGCACGGCAGUGGAAGUGUCUCCAUGUGGUGGGAGCAUGAGGCAGAAGGUAUUCACAUCAUGGCUGACCAAGAAGCCGAGGAGAGGAACCGGAAGGCCCACCUUCAGAGACCGCCCCCUGCCAGUCAAGUCCCACCUCUAAUAGGUGCCACAACUUUCAAAGCAGCACCACGGGAACUCAGCACCCUAGACAGCUCCUGGCCUCUGGUAGGUGUUUAGCACUCUUGUGUGGAAUGAAUGAAUAGUUUGGUUCCUGUUGAUCGCGUCAACUCGAUCAACGCGAAGGUAGAUUCACCCUGGAGACAAAUCUCUGAAGGAGUUUUUAAAUGACGGCAUUCAGGUGGCAAGACCCACCACCAAUGUGGGCAGCACAAGAUUGAAUGAAAAGGAGAAAGUGAGCUGAGCACCAGCAUGCAUCUCUCUCUGCCUCCUGACUGUGGAUGCCACGUCUUCCCAUUCCUGUCACUGUGUUUUCCCCGCCGUGAUGGACUGUGCCCUGGGUCCAUGAGCCGCAGUAAACCUUUCCUUAAGUUGUUCUGGUCAGUGACUUUGUUACAGUUAUAAGCAAAGUAACUGGAAGGCACAGACACUAGAAGAGCAGCCUGGGAUGCUGCCGUGGGAUGCUGUAGGAUGAUACCAUCUGAAAGCUGUAAGCUGAUACCAUCUGAAAGCUUCGAGGUUUGAACAGGCAUGUCCCUAGAAUGCCAGCAGGUUCAGGCUGAGGUGUGAUGUGGUCAUUCACUGUCUCUGAGAACCUCAAGAGGUCUUAAUGAAGACGUGACUCAUGCCACUUUUCCUGGCCCAUGGGCUGCAAUUUGUCACAUGAAGUCACCCAGGAAUUUCCAGGAGCUGUCAGUCAUCUCCACAUAACUGCUCUGUUACAGCAUCCUUGAUGUCUUCCAAUGGGAACCAGCUUCAUCCAGGUUUCAGAUGGUCUUGGAUACUCUGGACAAGGGGGGCAUAUGCCAUAAAAUGCCUUUGCUCAAGGAAUCUAUCAAAGCUGGUGCAGAGCGCUGUGGAAAGAAAAGCACUCUAGGGUAGAGGAAAAUAGAAGGUAAACAAAUAAAUCAGAGUCCACCCAGAUGAAAAUUUCAUCUGUCUACAAAAUACUGUUGAGAGAAGGAAAAGGCAAAGUAUGGGAAUGUCAUUUUGAGGAGAAAAUAUUCACAAAGCAUAUGUUAUAGAACUUUUGGAUCUUGCUAGGUACAGUGGCACACACCCAACAUCCCAACACUCUGGGUGUGGGGGCAGGAGAAUCAGGAACUCAAGGUCAUUCUUGGCUAUACAGCAAGUUUAAAAGCCAGCCUGUGUAGCCAUAAGUUUCUCUGGUCCUGCCCAGCCCCACAGUCCCUCAGCCACUUAUAAAAUAAUCACUCAGAGGCUUAUAUUAAUUACCGAUUGUAUUGCUUAGGGCAGGCUUCUUUCUAUCUAACUCUUUCAUCUUAAAUUAACCCAUAUCUAUUAAUCUAUGUGUUACCACAUGUUCUGUGGCUUUACCUUUGUCCCAUUACAUGCUGCUGGCAUCUCUCUCAUCUCUGCCCUUCUCUUUCCUGUCUCUCCCCUUGGAUUUCCCACUUGUCUCUAAGCUGCCCUGCCACAGGUCAACGCAGCUCUAUUUAUCAACCAAUCAGAGCAACAAAUAUUCACAGCGUACAGAAAGAUAUCCCACAGCAAGGGCUAUAUGAGACUGCCAACAAAACAAAACAAUAGCAACAAAACCUUUUCAUUCAGAAUAGAAAGACAUUUUAAGUGUUUUGAAAAUUACAAGUGUAUGUGGGAGUUUGUACAUGUGUGUGUGCAGGUGCCCAUGGAGACCAGAAGAAGGCAUCAGACCCCUUGGAGCUGGAGUUACAGGUGUUUGUGAACCACUGGGUCCUGGGAGCUGAACUUGGGUCCUUUGUAAAAGCAGCAAGUGUUUGUUAUCCAGUGGGCCAUCUGUCUAGCCUCUAUAAAGAACUUUUAAAUCUCAGCAAGAAACCUCAAUCAAACUGGGUAAAAUAUAUGAAGAUACACUUUACUAAGAACUCACAUACACUUUCAUGAGUUUACUAAAACUUGUGAAGAAUUGUUCAACACAUUACGGCUUAGGGACAUGCUAAUGAAAGUCACUGUAUACGCUCACUAUUGAUUAUUUUGAUUGUGUUAUUUGGAAGUAUUGAUUUGAUUUUUUUUCCUGAUAUAUAAUAUAGUGGAGGAACUAUGUUAGGAGUUGGGGAUAUAUCUCCAUUGGUAGAGUACUUGUGUGGCAGGCAUGAAGCCCUGGCUGCCAGCCCCAGGACCAGAUAAACCAGGCAUGGUGGCACAUGCCUGGAACAUUACAUGAACUGUAACAUUAGUUCGGGAGGUAGAGGCAGGAGGAUCUGGAGUUCAAAAUCAUCUUUGGCUACAUAGCAAGUUCAAGGCCAGGCAACCUGGGAUGAGAAGAGGGGGUUUUGAGGGAGAAAAUGAGGGGAGGGGAGGAGAGAGAUAUUUUAAUUUGAAUUCUGAUUUGACCACUUUCCAGUCAUGUGAACUUUGGAGAAUCACUCCAUUUUUCCAGAAUCUUACUUUUUUUUUUAAAUGACAAAACAAAACAAAACAAAACAAAAACAACCCAGGAUGGAGUUGUCUAUAUUUAACUUUGUUGAAAGGCUUAAGUUGGGUAAUACCAAUAAAUGAUUUAGAACAAAGCUUGGUGCACAUGGAAACUUUGCCAUUGGUUAUAUGGCAUUAAUUGCAACAAUGGAUAUUUUGUUACUUUUCUCAUGGCUGUGGCAAAAUACUGGGCAUAAACAGCUCAAAGGCAAGAAUUAUGUAUUUGUGUUUCAGAAGAUUCAGUCUGUCAUGGUGGGGAGGACUUUUCAGAGAAAAGCAGUUCACGUCAUUUCAGCCAGGAAUCAGAAAGAGACAGGAAGGGACCUGGACAAAAUAUAGCCCUGAGGACAUGUCCCCAGUAACCUACUCCCUCCAAUUAGCCUCACCUCCUCCUUUUACCACCUGUCCCAAAUGCCACCAUAUUAUGAAUCUAUUAAGGGAAGAAGCCAUUGAUUAGGCAAACUAGAGCUCCCAGGAUUUAGUCAUCUUUCAUAAUACCCUCACGGACACACAUUUGAGGUGUGCUCAACAAAUCUCCCAGGUGUUUCUCAAGCCAAUCAAGUUGACAUUCAAGAUUAACCAUCAACAGACAUUGUACAGAUGUUUGAGUCCCCAGAUUGGAGAGAACCAAGGAAGAAAAUAUUCCUUGGUGUGUGUGUGUGUGUGUGUGUGUGUGUGUGUGUGUGUGUGUGUGUGUGUAUGUGUGUGUAUGCCAUGAUGUAAAUCAAGGGUUAAUAAAAAUGACCAUUUCGGGGUGGGUAUUUCAGGAUUAGGGAAUAAUGUAGCUUGGUCAAAGUUAAGGAUAAAAGAAACCAGUGUGUUCAAGAGACUUUUCAGGUCAGAAUGCCAUACACAUUUGUAGAAGUGUCAAGAGAGGGGCUGGAAAAGUGCUCAACAACUCAUUUACCAUCCGCUCUUGAAACAGGGACUCAUAGUCUAGACUGGCCUUGAGUUUACUAUGUAGCCAAUGAUGACUUUGAACUUCUGAUCUUCCUGCCUUAGGCUCUGGAAUGCUGGGAUGCUACCAUGCCUGUUUAGCAGUAUAGGGGAUUGAACUCAGGGCUUCAUUCAUGGUAGGCAAGCAAUCUCCAGCUAGUCUACACAACCCCAACCCCUUAGGUAGCUUUUAAACUCUUGCCCCAUACAUAGGCACUAUCCCUAUAGGGCGAGGAGGGUUAUGGCUUCAGGAUGCUAAACACUGCAGAUUCAUGUCUUGGAGGCGUUUUCUCUAGAUCUUAGCUUCUCAACCAAUCCAUGGAGUUAAGGGACAUAAAAUCCAAGCUACAAGAAUAAGGCAAAGGAAGGGCACCCUCCGAUGUUACAUGGGGUGCUGUUGAACAAGCCCUGCCCCCUUCCAAGGUUCACAUGUUAACUUGGUAAUUCUUUUCCUUGGUGGAGCUAGGAUUGACUUUUGGCUGGUAGAAACGAUAACUCCCAUUAUUAUGGCCUUAGAAUGUCUUAAAAGGUCACUAAAUUGCUCAGUAUUUAUCUUAA